AUAUAACCUAGAGACAAGAGCCAAAAAGCAGAGUGAGAAAGCUUUUAUCGGCCUGGCUCUACACUCGGCGUUUGUCUCGUGGUCACUUCGAAAGUGACCGCCGGCGCUUGUUCUAUCUUUUUUUACUGCGGUCUUUCAGUCUCUCACUUACACUUAAAUUCAUUUUUUCUUUUCGAUUCUGGUCCUCGGAGAGCAUUGCCAAGCAGCUUGCAUAAAUACUCACUGCGCUGCGGUUCUACUCGAUCAUUCAUCCUUCCACUCGGGUUACUUCAAAUAUUUUUCUGAGUAAAAGGUUAUCAAGUUCCAUGGAUGAUGAGUUUUUCUACGGAAACAAAGCGCCAUCUGGUGUCAUAAAAGCGAUAAAGUUUGAUGUUUUAACUGAAAAUGAUAUAGAGAAAGUCUCUGUUUUAGAGAUAAAUGCAGCCGGGCAGGUCACUGGGUCUAUGUUGGGAUUUCCAAAUAUAUCUGACGAGUGUGCCACUUGUGGUUCUAAAGACAAAAAGUUUUGUGAAGGUCAUUUUGGAGUAAUCAAAUUUCCAUUUCCCGUACUCCAUCCAUAUUUUAUGUCAGAGAUUGCACAAAUCUUGAAUAAGAUUUGCCCGGUUUGCAAAACUAUUCGUCAUAAAUCUAAGGGUGCUCAAUUAAUAUUUGGAAUCAAGCAGUCUAUCAAUUGCAAAUAUUGUUCUGGAAAUGGGAUGGGCCGUUAUCCAUCCAUGAAGUUUAAAUUUUCGUCCAAUGAUCUCUACAAAAGAACAGCAAUUAUUGUUGAAGUAAAUGAUAAGGUUUCAAAGAAAACUUUGGGACGAAGCCUGCCAGCUGAUUAUUGGGAUUUUAUUCCUUAUGAUGCUCAACAAGAAGAAAAUUAUGUAAAUAGAAGGGUUUUAUCACCAGGACAGGUUAUUUCUUUGUUGAAUGAUGUUGAUCCGAACUUCAUUGAAAAAUAUAUUCCAAGAAAAAAUUUGGUCAGUCUUAAUUGCUUCCAAGUGACUCCAAAUUGUCAUCGAGUAACAGAAGUCCCUUAUGCAAUUUCUAAUGGAAACCAAUUGAGUUUUGAUGACAGGACUCGAUUUUGUAAGAAAUUGGUUGAUUUCAGGGGCACAGCUAAUGAGUUAAGUUCUCGUGUUUUGGAUUGCAUGAGGAUUUCGAAGCUAAAUCCUGAUAAAACACCUAAUACUAUUUUUGCUGAUAUCCAAAAGAAAAAAGUUGCAGAAAAUGCUUGCAAUUCUUCUGGUUUAAGAUGGAUAAAAGAUGUGGUUCUUGGAAAACGCAAUGAUAGUACGUUCCGUGCCGUUGUUGUUGGUGAUCCAUACCUUGAGCUCAGUGAAAUUGGUAUACCUUGCCAUAUUGCUGAAAGUUUGCACGUUUCUGAGUAUGUUAACAGGCAGAAUUUGGAAAAGCUGCUUUAUUGUUGUGAGCUACGCCUGUUAGAGAAGGGAGCGAUAAAGGUUUGCAGAAAGGGUAGUUCUAUUAAUCUGUUUAAAAAGGAAGAUCUACGGAUAGGAGACCAAUUUUAUAGGCCUCUUUGUGAUGGGGAUAAGGUUCUGAUAAAUAGGCCCCCUUCCAUACAUCAACAUUCUAUGAUUGCUCUCACUGUUAGGGUCCUUCCAAUAUCUUCUGUAGUGUGCAUUAACCCACUUUGUUGUUCCCCAUUUCGUGGGGAUUUUGAUGGUGAUUGCCUUCACGGGUAUAUUCCACAAUCAGUUAGUGCAAGAGUUGAGCUUAAUGAGCUUGUUGCUUUAGAUAGGCAAUUGUUUAAUGGGCAAAGUGGUAGAAAUCUGCUUUCACUUUCGGAGGAUAGUUUGACUGCUGCAUAUUUGCUAAUGGAAGAUGGGGUCCUUUUAGAUGUUUACCAGAUGCAGCAGCUUCAAAUGCUUUGUAACAAAGGUUUACCUCCUCCUGGAAUUGUAAAAGCUCCUUCAAGCAAAAGCUCAUUUUGGAGUGGCAAGCAAUUGUUUAGCAUGCUCUUGCCUUCUGAUUUUGGAUAUUCCUUUUCUUCGGAUGGUGUUGUUGUUAGUGAUGGGGAGCUUUUAUCUUCUUUUGAGGCUUCUGGAUGGUUACGUGAUUCUGACUGCAAUGUUUUCCAGAGUCUUGUGGAACAUUUUCAAGGGAAAUCUCUAAACUUUUUGUUUGCUGCGCAGAAUGUUUUAUGUGAAUGGUUAUCUAUGAUUGGUUUUAGUGUUUCACUCUCAGAUUUGUACCUCUCUUCUGAUUCCUAUGCACGAAAAAACAUGAUUGAGGAAAUAUUUUAUGGUUUACAAGAUGCAGAGAAGGCAUGUGAUUUCAAGCAGUUAUUGUUGGAUUGCUAUUGUGAUUUUUUGUCUGGAAAUCAUGAAGAGAGUGAAAAUUCUAUGAUUGUUGAUGCAGACAAUCUGAAUAAUGAAAGACAAAUAUCUGCUGCUCUCAGUCAAGCAUCAGUUGAUGCUUUUAGGCAUGUUUUUCGCAAUAUUCAAAGUUUAGCUGACAAAUAUGCAUGUACAGACAAUACUUUUCUUGCCAUGAAUAAGGCUGGAAGCAAGAGUAGUUUAGUGAGAUUAGCGCAACAUUCCAUGUGCCUUGGCAUGCAAAAUUCUCUGGUCCGCUUAUCUUACAGACUACCCCGUCAUCUUUCAUGUUCUGCUUGGAAUAGUGAAAAGGGGCUUGAUUCAAUCCAGAAAUACUCUGGUACCCUUAAAUCUGUUCAGUCUUACAUUCCGUGUGCUGUGGUCAAAAGCUCAUUUCUGACUGGGUUGAAUCCACUUGAAUGUUUUGUUCAUUCUGUGGCAACCCGUGCUAGUGGUUUCAGUGAAAAUGCAGACGUUCCUGGAACAUUAACACGGAGAUUGAUGUUCUUCAUGCGUGAUCUGUUUGCUGCAUAUGAUGGAACAGUGAGAAAUUUAUAUGGUAAUCAACUUAUUCAGUUUUCUUAUGAUAUUGAAGAGAACUCUUCAUGUGAUCAAAGUUUAAAAGAGUAUGCUAUUGGUGGUGAACCAGUUGGGGCACUUUCUGCUUCUGCAGUUUCAGAAGCUGGAUACAGUGCUUUGGAUCAACCAGUUAGUCUACUUGAAACGUCACCUUUGCUGAAUUUGAAAAAUGUUCUUGAAUGCGGUUCAAGGAAAAAAAAGGGCGACCAGUCUGUGACUUUAUUUUUGUCUGAAAAAGUUGGUAAACAGAGACAUGGGUUUGAAUAUGCAGCUUUAGAAGUUAAGAAUUAUUUGGAAAGAUUGUUCUUCUCAAAAAUUGUUUCUACUGUGAUGAUAAUAUUCACCCCACAUGAUAGCCGCAGCCUAGAGAAAGGCUGUCCUUGGGUCUGCCACUUUCAUUUAGACAAGGAAAUUCUAACGAGAAGAAAUUUGAAAGUGGAUUCUAUCAUUGACUCUCUUUACCAGAGAUAUUACUCCCAGAGAAAAGAACUAAAAGUCUCUUUUACCAACUUGAAAAUAUCAAGCAAAAAGUGUUCUGGUUAUUCAGCGGUUAAGGAAGGUGAUGACACUUUUGUAGAUAAUAAAGAAGACAGUGAUGAUUGCAUUACGGUCACAGUUGUUGAAAAUUCUGAGAAUCCUAUCCAACUGGUUUCCGUUCGGGACUUGAUGAUACCUUUUUUUCUAGGAACAACAGUAAAAGGAUUUAUGGACAUCAAGAAGGUUGAUAUUCUCUGGAAUAAUCAAUCAAAAGUAACAAAUUCUUACAGUGGUUCUUCUGGUGAACUGUACUUGAGGGUUACUGUGGCCAGCGACGGUAACACUGGAAGGUUCUGGGGUGUACUUGUAAAUCAUUGUCACAAGAUAAUGCAGAUAAUUGACUGGCCACGGAGUCAUCCAGACAGCAUAAGUUAUAUCUCAUCAGCCUUUGGAAUUGAUGUAGCCUGGCAAUACUAUUACAAGAGUUUGGCAUCUGCAAUAUGUGACACUGGAAAGUCCAUCCUUCCUAAGCAUCUGCGUCUUCUUGCCAAUAGUCUGUCAGCUAGUGGAGAAUUUGUAGGAUUAAAUGCUAAAGGCAUGGCACUACAACGAGAACAUGCGUCCGUUUCAUCACCAUUUGUGCAAGCAUGCUUUUCUAAUCCAGGUAGGAGCUUUAUAAAAGCUGCCAAGUCUGGAAUCACGGAUAAUCUUCGGGGCAGCCUGGAUGCAUUGGCUUGGGGAAACUGUCCCUCUUUGGGGACAAGUGGACUGUUUGAUAUCAUAUAUUCAGAGAAGGGAUAUGAGGUAGCCAAGUCUGUAGAUGUGUAUAAGCUGCUAGAAGCCAGUUUUGACAAGCCGAACAAUAAGAUUGGUAUAUAUUCUCACAACAAUUCAUCUGACAAAUGUGGUUCUGAGUUUAGGCAUAAGAAUGGCUAUGCCUUUAAAGAGGGAAAACAGUGGAAAAACAUUGUAAGAAAUUUUGUGACGGUAAAUGAUAUUCAGAAGCUGACUAUUGCUUCAAGGUGCAUAUUGAACAAGUAUGCGAUUGAUGAACUGAUAAGUGAGUUUGACAGAUCUACAAUGCUAAGAGUUCUGAAUUUCCAUCCUCGUAGAAGUGAGAAAUUGGGUAUUGGACCACAGGACAUUAAGGUUGGAUGGCAUCCUAAAUUUACGGAUAGCCGCUGCUUCCAUAUAGUACGAACUGAUGGAACUGUUGAAGAUUUUUCAUACCGCAAAUGCAUACUUGGUGCUCUUGAAAUCGUUGAUCCAAAAAUGUCGAAGAUCCAGAAGAAAAAAUGGUCAGGACGUGAUGACACAAAUUCAAUGCGUGUCCAAGCAUAGUAAGUGAUUUCAUUUGAUCUGGUGGCAGUCUCCAUAAAGACUACCAGAAAAAAAGAAGUCGUGUUUUCUCUGAAGAAAUCGUGGUAAAUGUAGUGGGAAGUGUUAGUAGUGCCUCAACUCUACAGUCACAAACAGCAACGUUGUUUUUCUACCUUUGAUUUGAAAGAUAUCCAGAAUCAGUGGUAGAGAAACACUGCUCACAUUUGCGAGUUUAGAGUUAUGUUGUUGGCAUUACUCCAGCUAAAAGGUGGAAAGAACUAGAAAGCUUGUUUUGUUGUGCUAUUUGGGUGGUAUGGUAACUCCAUGGGUUUUUCUCGACGGAUAGAGGCAGGCAGAAGCACGUUUUGAAAGAACUGAGAUAAUGCAUAGAAGGGGAGUAUACAAGGUGAAAACAAUGGUAGCACAUUCUUUUAUGUUAACAAUUUAAGUUUUCUUUUGUAUGGCCUGGGUUCUUACCCAUAGCUUCUUUUUGCUUUUUCCACUAAUACUUUGUUCGCCAACGAUUACGUAAGGCAAAUAAAGAUCUAGUGGAAGCAGCAACGAGAAGCUUGUAAAAGAUUUACACCCGAGAGACCAUAUGUAUUAGUCAAUAUGUAGCUCAUCAUAUUCCAUCUUC
Molecule: messenger RNA, 5334 nt
Organism: Vigna umbellata (rice bean)
Lineage: Eukaryota; Viridiplantae; Streptophyta; Magnoliopsida; Fabales; Fabaceae
Product: DNA-directed RNA polymerase IV subunit 1-like
Biological process (GO): DNA-templated transcription
Molecular function (GO): DNA-directed RNA polymerase activity; DNA binding
Source: RefSeq, a predicted model, not a curated record